Molecule: messenger RNA, 2157 nt
Organism: Paracoccidioides lutzii Pb01
Product: mannosyl-oligosaccharide 1,2-alpha-mannosidase
Exons: 2
Coding region: 1-2157 (718 amino acids)
Biological process (GO): N-glycan processing; carbohydrate metabolic process
Cellular component (GO): endoplasmic reticulum; membrane
Molecular function (GO): mannosyl-oligosaccharide 1,2-alpha-mannosidase activity; calcium ion binding
Source: RefSeq, a predicted model, not a curated record
AUGGCCUUCCAACUCCCGCGCAACGUACCCUCCUUCACCUCCUCCCAACGCCAAUAUGAGGAUGGCUCCUGGCGCUCCAAAAGAACAAAUGCUCGAAACAGCGACUUCUCCUUCAACAGCUUCGUGAACCCGAACAACGACGAUCUACCCAUGUACAAGGACAAGCCGUACUAUGCAGCGGGGCGCUCUAGGAGAAGACGGCGUAGGAUUGGCUGGGUUGUCGCUGGGCUGGUUUUUCUGGGCAUCGUGUGGAUGUUGGUGAGCAACACGGCGCCGUCGCCGAUGGAGAGAGCGCAGCGCGGGAAACAUGGGGGGAACUUGUGGAAUUGGGUGAAGGUUGCCAAGGGGCGGGAGGCCGGCGAGAAAAAAGGGAGUGUUGAUUGGGCGGAGAGGAGGGAGAAGGUGCGCGAUGCGCUUAUAGUCAGUUGGGAUGAUUAUGCGCGUCAUGCUUGGGGUUAUGAUAUAUAUAAACCCGUUAGCAAAAAAGGGGAGAAUAUGAUCAGGGGCAAGGCCGGAUUGGGCUGGAUAAUUGUCGAUACUCUGGACACCUUGAUGAUCAUGAACCUCACGUCUCGUGUGCAAAAUGUCCGAAGGUGGAUUCACACUUCUCUCCAUUACAACCAGGACCAUCCUGUCAACACCUUCGAGACGACCAUUCGAAUGCUCGGAGGCCUUCUCUCCGCGCAUUAUCUGUCCACAACCUACCCCAAUCUUGCCCCGAUUGCGGAUGAUGACGCAGGAAGUCCUGGGGAGGACUUGUACAUUGAAAAAGCAACAGAUCUUGCUGAUCGCCUGCUUGGUGCUUUUGAAUCGCCGUCUGGUAUACCAUAUGCAAGUAUCAACCUUAACACGAGCGUAGGGGUGAAGUCACAUACGGAUAACGGUGCGUCCUCGACUGCGGAGGUAUCCACCUUGCAGUUGGAAUUCAAGUAUCUUGCGAAACUUACCGGGGAGCCAAAUUAUUGGGAGAAAGCGGAAAAGGUUAUGCAGGUUAUUGAAGAGAAUGGGAUGGAGGAUGGUCUUGUUCCUAUUUUCAUUGAGCCGGAUACAGGGAAAUUCAUGGGCCAAAAUAUCCGGCUUGGAAGUCGAGGGGAUUCAUAUUAUGGUAGGAUUCAUCCCCUUGAUUACACGUAUCUUUUGGCACUCUCAUUCUCACAUUGGUUUUUAGAAUACCUCAUCAAACAGUAUUUACAAACCUCACAUGAAGAGCCAAUAUACCUCGACAUGUGGAAUGAAGCGCUCAUGGGCAUACGGAAACAUCUAAUUACAUUCACAAAACACGCAUCUCUAACCGUCUUAGGCGAACGACCAAACGGCCUGAAUCAUGAAUUGGUCCCUAAAAUGGAUCACCUCGUCUGCUUCAUGCCAGGCACCAUCGCCCUAGGCGCAACAGGUGGCAUCCCGAUCUCCCAAGCCCGCAUGUCCCCAGACUGGGGCCGCAAACAGGAGGAAGAAAUCCUCCUCGCCAAAGAACUCAUGAAAACCUGCUGGGCCACCUACCUCGCAACCGCAACCGGCCUCGCGCCCGAAAUCACCUAUUUCCAACUUGAUAGUCCGUCUCGCAUGACGAAAAGCGUGUUUGCAGACUUAACAAAAUCCUCCGCCAUUAAAUCUUCCACCGCGGACCAACACAUGAUCUCCAAACCUCUCUACCCGCUCACGAACGAAAACAGCGAGUGGCGCAAGGACAUCAUCAUCCAUCCGCAAGACAAGCACAAUCUCCAACGCCCCGAGACAGUCGAGUCACUUCUCUACAUGUACCGCAUCCUCGAAGACGAUACGUACCGGCACUGGGGUUGGCAGAUGUUCAAGAACUUCAUGAACCACACCUCCAUCAUCGUAGAGGAUGAAGAGCCCCCUGUCCAAGAUUACUAUAACAAGAGCGUCGACGCGAAGAAGGCCACGCCACAUAUUCGGUCGUUCACGUCGCUGGAAAAUGUUGAUGUAAUACCCGCCGUGAAGCGGGAUAACAUGGAGAGUUUCUGGCUGGCGGAGACGCUGAAGUAUUUUUAUUUGCUCUUUUCGGAACGGGACUUUUUGCCGUUGGAUGGAAUGGUGUUUAAUACGGAGGCGCAUGUGUUCCCAAGGUUUCGGAUGGGGAGGCUGUUUAAGACUGGGUGGAAGAGGCAACAUGGGAAAGGGAGUUGGUAUUCAUAG